This is a messenger RNA of Protopolystoma xenopodis, 669 nucleotides long. NCBI's taxonomy places the organism in Eukaryota, Metazoa, Platyhelminthes, Monogenea, Polystomatidea, Polystomatidae. The record is from the annotation of a GenBank genome assembly.
AUGGAAGGCCGUCGUCUUCUGGUGGCACUGACCAUUGAAUCCCUUCACCCAACACUUUCACUCGAAAUUGAAGUAAGCUACCGUCGUCUUCUGGUGGAACCGACCUUCGAAUCUCUUCACCCAACACUUUCACUCGAAGUGGAAGUAAGCUCAAGUCGUCUUCUGGUGGAACCGACCGUCGAAUCGCUUCACUCAACACUUUCACUCGAAAUGGAAGUCAGCUCAAACAUCUUCUGGUGGAACAGACCUUCGAAUCUCUUCACCCAACACUUUUACUCGAAAUGGAACAAUAGCUCUGGAUUAUGGGGCAACUUUCUCUCUAAAAGUGGGCAUAACGGAAGAAAGACGUUUGGUCAAAGGAUCGGCUUUACUUUUCUUUUUGACGAGUUGCUGUAUGGUGCCGACUACGAUGCCGGCGAAACUUUUGGGAAUGUACCACGUCCACGGUUCAACUUUGAAAAUGAUCAUGCAGUCAAUGGACUCCAUACUAGGUGGGUUCCUCUAAGUCUUCCUACUAUUCUGAGUCAAGUUCGGGAACUGCUGCUCACCGGUACAGUAACCAUGACGACAGACUCCAGAGAAGAGUCGAUACCACGAUGGGUGCCGUUGACUGGCUCCCUUAGCCGCCGAUGCAGGCCGAAGCACAACUCCGAGACCUCGUCGAGUUAA